Patiria miniata (bat star) is the source of this 11029-nucleotide messenger RNA. RefSeq lists its product as uncharacterized. The coding region runs from base 165 to 9278 and encodes 3037 amino acids. The transcript is spliced from 28 exons. NCBI's taxonomy places the organism in Eukaryota, Metazoa, Echinodermata, Asteroidea, Valvatida, Asterinidae. The record is from RefSeq and is a predicted model, not a curated record.
UUUAGAAAUCCAAAGUCUGGUUUUGGGGCAUAUAUAUGAUACAUGAAUCAGAGCUAUAAUCAUUUGUGUAGUGACACUUUGUGCUUGAAGUCUGAAGUGAAAAGAUUGCCAUCAUACCACGAAAUAUAUUUUGUUUUAUCAGACUAACGUAAACGAUAGAAAAGAUGCUAGCUCGAGGUCUUCUUGUGCUGGUCAGCAUUGCUGUACUCCUUUUCGAGCCGGCUAGCUCCCAGCAAGGAACAGACCUUACACUCGUGUCCGGAGCAUUCGGUACGGCAGUCGUGGAGGCUACCGUGUCGAAGAUCGAUCGCCUGACGAAACUGAGCACGGAUCUGCGCGCAGACUACAGGUUCAUUCGGCGCAUCGCUUGGGUUGAAACCGAUGACGGAAACGCGCCUUGGACCUACCUUGGCGAUGUGUACCACGGCGGGAUAUGGAGAGUGGACAGCUCUGUCUAUGACGCCACCUUGGCAUUGUACAACAACCCGAGUUACGCUUCCACCUUUUAUGACAUCCAGCGGAUCCUGGGCAUAAACUGGAGCCAGAGUACUUGGCAAGACUGUCGCAAACCUCUGUACUCGGCCCUGGCUGCUCGACUGUAUUUCCACAGUCUACAAGCUACUGUGCCACAGGGAUUGAAUGGCCAGGCUACAUUUUGGAGUGACAGGUACCACGCUCAACCGACAGACACGGUGGAGAACUUCAUCAGCAAGGUCGAAAUUCUUGAAAGUGGAGGAUGUUCUGUCAAGGGCAUAGAUCUAGUCUUCAUUUUGGACAGUUCAGGGAGUGUGGGAUCUGCCAACUUUGAGACAACCAAGAACUUUGUUUCGAGUGUCGUUGACUCGUUUGCCAUUGGUGCUGACAAGACCCGAGUCGGUGUCAUCAAGUACUCAUCUAGCGUUACAGUCGAGUUCAACCUGAACGCAUACACCGACAAAACACAACUCAAGCAGGCAAUUGAAAACAUCAAUCACAGUGGAGGUGGAACGGAGACAGUUGCUGCACUGACCGUCAUGGAAAGUCAGGCCUUCCUAGUCGCGAACGGAGCCCGACCCGACGACGAACCAGUAUCUCGUGCGGCAGUUGUCAUCACAGAUGGGCAGUCACAGGGGGCAGCGGCCGUGGCAGUACCGGCAGACCGAGCUAGGGAGAAAGAUAUCAAUAUGUUCGCUAUCGGAGUGACUAGUAGUGUGAAUGAUGACGAGCUAAACGCUAUUGCAAAUAAACCCAAUGACACCUACGUGUUCCACGUCAGUAAUUUCGACGCCAUCGACAACAUUGUGGCCACCCUUGAAGACAAAACAUGUAAUGCUCCCACCCCUAUUCACGUACCGGUGCUCAACAGUUCUCUCAGCCUUGGAGAAAAGCAAAUCUUGGCACAGGUGGUCCCGGAAAGUGGAGUCACCCUAGGCAUCGAAGCUGCAGAAGGCAACGUGGUCAUGUACAUCUCCACGACCACACCCAACCCUAACGAGGCACUUCAUGACUACCGCCUGGAAGCGAGAGAGGGUCAGGGAAGGGCGGAAGUCUUCAUCAGUCCUGAUGCAUUCAAGGACGAAGGGAACUUCUCUAUCCAGACUGAUGGUGGCCGUAACCGAAGACAGGCGAGUCAGAAUGACACCGGAGAUGGUUCCCCCAUCGGCACUGUGUAUAUGACCAUAGAGGGCCUGCAGGAUACCAACGAUUUUGUGUUGGAGGUGACAGAAGGUGACGUCACUGAUCCUGUCACUGAUCCUGUCACUGAUCCUGUCACUGAUCCAGUCACUGAUCCUGUCACAACUGAAGAGCCAGAGACCACGAGCGAGUACUCUUCACCUACAGCUGGGGCUUCAGCUCAUGCUACGGUUUACAUCAGCGUAAUGAUGAAGGCUCUUGUUGCUGCUCUGUUUAUCAAAUCUGCGCCGUUUUGUCUUCUUGUGCUGGUCAGCAUUGCUGCUUUCUUUUCCGAGCCGGCUCGCUCCCAGCAAGGAACAGACCUGACUAUCCUUCCCGGAGCACGCGGCGCAGCUGUCGUGGAGGCUACCGUGUCGAAGAUCGAUCGCCUGACGGCACUGAGCACGGAUCUGCGCGCAGACUACAGGUUCAUUCGUCGCAUCGCUUGGGUUGAAACCGAUGACGGAACCGCGCCUUUGACCUACGAUGGCGAUGUGUACCACGGCGGGAUAUGGAGAGUGGACCGCUCUGUCUAUGACGCCACCUUGGCAUUGUUCAACAACCCGAGUUACGCUUCCAUCUUUAAUGACAUCCAGCAGAUCCUGGGCAUAAACUGGAGCCAGAGUACUUGGCGAGACUGUCGCAAACCUCUGUAUUCGGCCCUGGCUGGUCGACUGUAUUUUCACAGUCUACAGUCUACUGUGCCACAAGGACUGAAUAAUCAGGCGACAUUAUGGAGAGAUAGAUACCACGACCAACCGACAGGUACGGUGGAGAAUUUCAUCAGAAAGGUCGACAUUCUUGAAAGUGAAGGAUGUUCUGUCAAGGGCAUUGAUCUAGUCUUCGUUUUGGACAGUUCAGGGAGUGUGGGACCUGCUAAUUUUAACAUAACAAAGAACUUUGUUUCGAGUGUAGUGGACUCGUUUGACAUUGGUGCCGACAGGACCCGAGUCGGUGUCAUCAAGUAUUCCGGUGACGUAACAGUCGAGUUCAACCUGAACGAAUACACCGACAAAACACAACUGAAAGAGGCAAUUGGAAACAUCAUUUACAGCCAGGGUGGAACGCAGACAGUUUCUGCGCUGAACGUUAUGGAAAGUCAGGCCUUCCUAGUCGAGAACGGAGCCAGACCUCUCAUCAAUGCAGUAUCGCGAGCAGCAGUAGUAAUCACGGACGGGCAAUCACAGGGGGCAGCGGCCGUGGCAGUACCAGCAGACCGAGCUAGGGAGAAAGAUAUCAAAAUAUUCGCCAUUGGCGUGACUGUUAAUGUGAAUGACGACGAGCUAAACGUCAUUGCUAACAAACCCAAUGAAACCUACGUGUUCCACGUCAGUAAUUUCGACGCGAUCGGCAACAUUGUGGCCUCUCUUGAAGAACAAACAUGUAAUGCUCCCACCCCUCUCCGCGUGCCGGUGCUCAACAGUUCUCUCAGCCUUGGAGACGUGCAAUUCCUGGAACAAGUGGUCCCGGAAAGUGGAGUCACCCUAGGCAUCGAAGCUGCAGAGGGCAACGUGGUCAUGUACAUCUCCACGACCACACCCAACCCUAACGAGGCACUUCAUGACUACCGCCUGGAAGCGAGAGAGGGUCAGGGAAGGGCGGAAGUCUUCAUCGGUCCUGAUGCAUUCAUGAACGAAGGGAACUUCUCUAUCGAGACUGAUGGUGGUCGUAAGCGAAGACAGGCACCGAGUCAGAAUGACACCGGAGAUGGUUCCUCUAUCAUCGGCACUGUGUAUAUGACUAUAGAGGGCCUGCAGGAUACCAACGAGUUCGUGUUAGAGGUGACAGAAGGUGACGUCACUGAGCCGGAGGCCACAGUUACACCAACUACAGCUGGGGCUGCAGCUAUGACUACGGUUUACAUCAGCGUAAUGAUGAAGGCUCUAGUUGCUGCUCUGUUUAUCAAAUCUGCGCUGUUUUGGCUUCUUGUGCUGGUCAGCAUUGCUGCCUUCUUUUGCGAGCCGGCUCGCUCCCAGCAAGACCUUACUAUCCAACCCGAAGCACGCGGCACGGUAGUCGUGGAGGCCACCGUGUCGAAGAUCGAUCUCCUGACGGCACUGAACACAGACCUGCUCGCAGACUACAGGUUCAUUCGGCGCAUCGCUUGGGUUGAAACCUCUGACGGAACCGCGUCCAUCACCUACGAUGGCGAUGUGUACCACGGCGGGAUAUGGAGAGUGGACCGCUCUGUCUAUGACGCCACCUUGGCAUUGUACAACAACCCGAGUUACGCUUCCAUCUUUAAUGACAUCCAGCGGAUCCUGGGCAUAAACUGGAGCCAGAGUACUUGGCGAGACUGUCGUAUACCUCUGUACUCGGCCCUGGCUGCUCGGCUGUAUUUUCACAGUCUACAGUCUAUUAUCCCACAAGGACUAAAUAAUCAAGCGACAUUAUGGAGUAAUAGAUACCACGACCAACCGACAGAUACGGUGGAGAAUUUCAUCAGUAAGGUCGACGCUCUUGAAAGUGAAGAAUGCGAUCAAGGCAUAGAUCUUGUCUUUGUCUUGGAUAGUUCAGGGAGUGUGGGAUCUACUGACUUUGGGCUGACCAAGAACUUCGUAUCAAAUGUCGUGGACAACUUCAACAUCAGUGCGCACGAGACCCGCGUCGGUGUCAUCAAGUAUUCCGGUAGUGUUACAGUCGAGUUCAACUUGAACAGAUACACCGACAAAACACAGCUCAAGCAAGCAAUUGGAAGCAUACAGCACGUCGGUGGUGGUACUAAUACAGUUGAUGCACUGGAGACUAUGGAAAGUCAGGCCUUCCUAGUCGAGAACGGAGCCAGACCUGACACCAAUGCGGCAUCUCGAGUAGCAGUAGUAAUUACGGACGGGCGGUCACAGGGGGCAGCGGCCGUCGCAGUACCGGCAGACCAAGCUAGGGAGAGAGGCGUCACUAUCUUUGCCAUCGGUGUGACUAGCAAUGUGAAUGACGAUGAGCUAAACGCCAUUGCUGACAAACCCAACGACACCUACGUGUUCCACGUCAGUAAUUUCGACGCGAUCGGCAACAUUGUGGCCACCCUUGAAAAAAAAACAUGUAAAGAUUCCACCCUUCUUCUCGUGUCUGUGGUCAACAACACGCUCCGCCGUGGAGUUAAGCAAUACUUGCAACAGAUGGUCCCGGAAGAUGGAAUCACCCUAAGCAUCGAAGCUGCAGAAGGCGACGUGGUCAUGUACAUCUCCACGACUACACCCAACCCUAACGAGGCACUUCAUGACUACUACCUGGAAGCGAGAGAGGGUCAGGGAAGGGCGGAACUCUUCAUCGGUCCUGAUGCAUUCAUGAACGAGGGGAACUUCUCUAUCCAGACUGAUGGUGGCCGUAAGCGAAGACAGGCACCGAGUCAGAAUGACACCGGAGAUGGUUCCCCUAUCGGCACUGUGUAUAUGACUAUAGAGGGCCUGCAGGAUACCAACGAUUUCGUGUUGGAGGUGACCGAAGGUGACGUCACCGAUCCUGUCACUACCCAGCCGACAACUGAAGAGCCAGAGGCCACAGCUUCUCCAGGGAGUGAUCACACUUCACCUACAGCUGGGGCUGCAGACACUUCAACUACAGCUGGGGCUGCAACUAAGACUACUGCUUACAUCAGUGUAAUGAUGAAGGCUCUUGUCGCUGCUCUUUUGAUGAAAUCUGCACAGUUUUACUCUCCUCAAAGACUGAAUUUCUCAAAUUGUAGUCUUUCUUACAGCGCAAGGAUGAUUUCUCGAUGGCAUACUCACUUGACCCCAGACACAUAUUUUUUCUUCGUACAAUUUCUCUCGCCAGGUCUUCUUGUGCUGGUCAGCAUUGCUGCCUUCUUUUCCGAGCCGGCUCGCUCCCAGCAAGGAACAGACCUGACUAUCCUUCCCGGAGCACGCGGCACGGCUGUCGUGGAGGCUACCGUGUCGAAGAUCGAUCGCCUGACGGCACUGAACACGGAUCUGCGCGCAGACUACAGGUUCAUUCGGCGCAUCGCUUGGGUUGAAACCGAUGACGGAAACGCGCCUUUGACCUACGAUGGCGAUGUGUACCACGGCGGGAUAUGGAGAGUGGACCGCUCUGUCUAUGACGCCACCUUGGCAUUGUACAACAACCCGAGUUACGCUUCCAUCUUUAAUGACAUCCAGCAGAUCCUGGGCAUAAACUGGAGCCGGAGUACUUGGCGAGACUGUCGCAAACCUCUGUACUCGGCCCUGGCUGCUCGACUGUUUUUGCACAGUCUACAGUCUUCUGUGCCACAGAGUUUGAAUGAUCAGGCUACAUUUUGGAGUGACAGGUACCACGAUCAACCGACAGAUACGGUGGAGAAUUUCAUCAGCAAGGUCGAAACUCUUGAAAGUGAAGGAUGUUCUGUCAAGGGCAUAGAUCUAGUCUUCAUUUUGGACAGUUCAGGGAGUGUGGGAUCUGCCAACUUUGAGACAACCAAGAACUUUGUUUCGAGUGUCGUUGACUCGUUUGACAUUGGUGCCGACAAGACCCGAGUCGGUGUCAUCAAGUACUCAUCUGGCGUUACAGUCGAGUUCAACCUGAACGAAUACACCGACAAAACACGACUCAAGCAGGCAAUUGGAAACAUCAUUUACAGCGGAGGUGCAACAGAUACAGUUUCUGCACUGACCGUCAUGGAAAGUCAGGCCUUCCUAGUCGCGAACGGAGCCCGACCCGACGACGAACCAGUAUCCCGUGCGGCAGUUGUCAUCACAGAUGGGCAGUCACAGGGGGCAGCAGCCGUGGCAGUACCGGCAGACCGAGCUAGGGAGAAAGAUAUCACCAUAUUCGCCAUCGGAGUGACUAGCAGUGUGAAUGACGACGAGCUAAACGCCAUUGCUAACAAACCCAACGACACCUACGUGUUCUACGUCAGUAAUUUUGACGCGAUCGGCAACAUUGUGGCCUCUCUUGAAGAACAAACAUGUAAUGCUCCCACCCCUCUCCGAGUGCCGGUACUCAACAGUUCCCUCAGCCUUGGAGACGUGCAAUUCUUGCAACAGAUAGUGCCAGAAAGUGGAGUCACCCUAGUCAUUGAAGCUGCAGAAGGCAACGUGGUCAUGUACAUCUCCACGACCACACCCAACCCUAACGAGGCACUUCAUGACUACCGCCUGGAAGCGAGAGAGGGUCAGGGAAGGGCGGAAGUCUUCAUCAGUCCUGAUGCAUUCAUACACGAGGGGAACUUCUCUAUCCAGACUGAUGGUGGCCGUAAGCGAAGACAGGCACCGAGUCAGAAUGACACCGGAGAUGGUUCCCCCAUCGGCACUGUGUAUAUGACCAUAGAGGGCCUGCAGGAUACCAACGAUUUUGUGUUGGAGGUGACCGAAGGUGACGUCACCGAUCCUGUCACUACCCAGCCGACAACUGAAGAGCCAGAGGCCACAGCUACUCCAGGGAGCAAGUACACUUCAACUACAGCUGGGGCUUCAGUUCAUACUACGGUUUACAUCAGCGUAAUGAUGAAGGCUCUUGUUGCUGCUCUGUUGAUGAAAUCUGCCCAUGACUCUGUCAGUGAUGCAGUCAGUGAAUCAGUCAAUGAAUCAGCCAGUGACUCACUUGGUGAAUCAGCCAGUGACUCAGUCAGGGAUUCAGUCAGUGAAUCAGUCAAUGAAUCAGCCUGUGACUCACUCGGUAAAUCAGCCAGUGGCUCAGUCAGUGAUUCGGAGAGUGAUUCAGUCAGUGAAUCAGCCAGUGGCUCAGUCAACGAUUUAGUCAGUGAAUCGGCCAGUGACUCCCUCAACGAUUCGGGGAGUGAAUCAGCCUGUGACUCAGUCAGUGAUUCACUCAGUAAAUCAGCCAGUGACUCACUCGGUAAAUCAGCCAGUGGCUCAGUCAGUGAUUCGGAGAGUGAUUCAGUCAGUGAAUCAGCCAGUGGCUCAGUCAACGAUUUAGUCAGUGAAUCAGCCAGUGACUCCUCAACGAAUCGAUUGCGACACACGGAAAUGGAAAAUUACCGGGCAUCAAUGGGGCCACUGGUGUUCUUUCUUCUCGUCCUCUUGCCGCUGAUUCGAGCAGAGGGAAGGGACCAGACUAUUAUACCCAACGAAGGCAGUACCGCAAUCGUGGAAGCCACCGUCUCCAAGCUCAACCAACUGGCCGAGAAAAACGAGGAUCUCCGGGCAGACAACCGGUUCAUGCGCCGCAUCGCAUGGGUAGAAACCAGGGAUGGUACGGCAGAUCACACCUACUCUGUCCCGACCUACCACGGUGGGAUAUGGCGCGUCGACCAAGCCGUCUUUGAUGAAACUAAGCGUAUGGUCAACGGGUUACUCUACGUUCGUCUCUUUGAUGACAUCGAGAGACUUUUCUGUAUCCGAUGGAGCCAGACUACCUGGGAAGACUGCCGUAAACCCCUCUACUCGGCUCUGGCAGCCCGACUGUUCUUACAUGGACAGGGCCGUAUGUUCAUACCAAUUGGAUUGGAUGCACAGGCUGAGACAUGGGCAAAUGAAUAUCACAAUCCGCUAAGGCCAACGGAUACAGCCGCCAGAUUCAAAAUGGACGUUGAAGUUCUAGAAACAGCUCGAUGUCGUGCGCGAGGACUAGAUCUGGUCUUUGUCUUGGAUGGAUCAGGAAGUGUCAUGGUCGAACAUUUUCAAGACACUAAACGGUUCGUUCGGGACGUUGUGGACUACUUCAACAUCAGCUCUACCCAAACCCGCAUCGGGGUCAUCCAGUACGGUAUUCAGGUCGUCACUGAGUUCAAUUUGAAUGAGUACACCGAUAAAUACUCACUGAGGCAGGCUAUAGCAGGGAUAACCUACCGUAGCGGAUCAGCAACAUAUACAGCAGCGGCGCUCCGUUUGAUGGGGAACCGAAGUUUCUUGCCGGAGAACGGCGGUCGGCCAGAUGAUGCUGGUAUUCCUCGCGUUGCAGUCGUCGUCACCGACGGCAUGUCAAAUGACAAAGAUGGCAGCAAUGUUACAUUUACUGCUGACAGCGCUCGGGCAAAAGAUAUUGUGAUCUUUGCCAUCGGAGUCUCCCCGAAUGUAAAUAACAUGGAGCUGAACCAAAUCGCCAACAAACCCAAUGAUACCUACGUCUUUCAUGUCAGUGACUUCGGCGCUAUCGGCAACAUUGCUGCUUCCCUGGAGUACACCACCUGCAAUCAGGCCUCAGAAAUCCAGAACCAAACAGUCAGCAGCACGGUGAACAACAACGAGAUCCAAAACUUCGAGGUCCGAGUCCCCCACAACGGCGCCACGAUGACCUUGAACGCAACACAGGGCAGCUUGGUGGUCUACAUCUCAUAUAGCACGCCUAACCCUAACGAGGCCUCCCACGACGAUAUGCUGGAAGCAAAGGAGGGAGAAGGUAUCGUGACCAUCGUGUUCCUGCCUGAGGAUCUGAACAGGACCUGCACCCCUGAGAGCGCCCGCAAGCGUCGACAGGCGGACAACCGAGAUGGUCCUGAAGCUGGUUCCUUCAUCGGAAUCGUGUACGUCACCAUCGAGGGGCAGCAGGACACCAACGACUUCGUGCUGACAGUGACCGAUGGUGACGUCACCGACCCCUCCACAACAGCGGUACCCUUGACAACAAUCAUGGCUGCCCCUACCAAGGAAGAUUCUACCAAUGGCUGUGGCUUUGUGGCUGCAACUAUGGCUUAUGUCCUUCUGAAUGCUGCCUUCUCGGCUUCGAUUAUCUAGGUGUUGCAAAAAGUACUUGUUUGCAUCUUUUUGUGGCGAGGGUAUGACGAGACAGUCCUCUGGAUUAUCGGUUGUGUAAAGAGAAUGAUCCAUUGAAUAUAGUUCAAAAGAUGGAAAUAAGUUUAUAUUCGUCACGACUUGACACCAUUUUAAUGAGGAUAACCGAAAGUAAACGAAGGUAGAAAGGCUUUUGAAAUUCUAGUAUACAUUUAAUAGAAAUAACAUUUAGAAAUAGGUGAAUCAUUGACGAAGCUUAAAUGAUGUACUUAGGAAUUCAUGAUGAAUAUAUAACCGUUUACUACUGCUUUCAAACUACUAGUAUGUGGAAUGUGUGAAAACCUGAAAGGUAGCUAGACAUUUCUUACUUUUGUUUUGUUAAUGUUUACAUUAUCGCUUAAUAAUUUGUACUCAGAAAAAAUCUUAACAAUAACAUUGGUACAAAAUUAAACUACUCAUGGAAUUUCGGCGAUAGAGAACAUCCAAGUCGAACAAUUUUGUAAAUAUUUUGCAGCUGUAAAUUUCUUGCUAAAUAAGAAUUAGUAAUAAUCCCACUUCCUAUCAGUUGACAAAUCAAAAUCAUAGUCUAAAAGAAAUACACCAAGUUGUUCAAUUCAAAUCUAAAUCUCAACAAGGUUCGAUGAAUGAGGUUUUUUGGUUAUAACAGCAAAGCUGUUAAUAAUAUAGUGAAUCAAAUGAUGAUAGCAAAUGAAGCGUGUUAUUACUGUGUGAUCUAAGUGUACUUUAUUAUAGUAUUGUGUUAAGAAGUAAUGUUAGGAAUACUUUAAACGACAACAUUUUUGUCAUUGAUAAAGUUACAACCAUUCCGCAUGAGCUUCUCAAAAUGCCUUUCCAUGUCAUGCCUGUCGACCCCUGACAAGACACUUCUAAGAUGGACAUUAGUUUUCUCUGGUUGUGUUUAUGAAAAGAAAUAUCAUUUUAUACAUAUUGGAAUCACUGUCGCUCAAAUGCUGUAUUAACAGGAGUUCCUGAUACUGUGUAAAUAUUUUACCUUCUAGUUUUGUUUUCAGCUUACUUGUAUGCAGAAUGUAUGAAAAAGGAAAGUUAGUCAGAGGUUUCUUCUUCUUUUUUUGUUAAUGUUGGCAGUAAGUUUACUCAAUAUCGCUUAAUAUUUGUACUCGGAUACAACUCUUAAUAAUUAUAAAGGCAACAUGAACAAACAAGUUCUGAAAUGCUUGCCGUAGAGAACAUCGAUGUUGAACAAUUUUGUAAAUAAUUAGCCGAUGCAUUUUUUUGCUGAAUAAUAAAAAUUAUCCAACUUCCCAUUACUUCACAAAUCAAAUCUAAAAUGACAAAUACACCAAUAUGUUGUACUAAAAAAUAGUAUUGAAUACAUUGCGACAUGAGCGAACAAAUUACAGAAUGCUUGCUGUAGAGAUCAUCAAAGUUGAACAAUUUCGUAAAAUGUUUUGCCGAUGUAAUUUUCUUGUUAAAUAAUAAACAUUAUCCUACUUUUCAUUAUACUCCACAAAUCAAAAAUCUGAAAUUAAAAACACAUCAAUAUUUUAAAGGCAAUAUGAACAAACUAAUUAUCAAAAAUGAUUAUGAUCAAGAACAUCAAAGUUGAACACUUUUGUAAAGGUGUUGUCCAUGGAUUAUUCUUGUUAAAUCAAUAUUACCCCACAUCACAUGUAAAAUUACAAAUUUACCAUGCGGUUUACAAAUUUACCAAGCGGUGUAAUUAAUUAAUAUGAAUUAAACAUCUGAGUCUCAAAAUUAUGCGUGAAAUGUUU